GAUACGGCAAGGCGGUCAAACGUGGCGGAAUGGAGGGUGUCUAAUGCAGUGACUCGGCCAGUUUUAUAUAAAUUCUGACCGGACCGGCCUGGAAAUAGAGCCGUUGCGGGCAAAAGGAUGCUGUGCCAGUUGUGACGUACCGCGUAAACGUCCUACAUAAGAUGGCCACUACGGAAAUGUCUGCAGAUAGGCAGGUCGACAACCUGAUCCGGAGACGGAUUGCGGAGCUCGAAGAGACACCCUUUGCGCCCCAGGCGGACCUGCCGUUCAUUGUGGCGGACGGCACCAAACUCCGACGACAGCACCACCAGUGGAUGCAAUUCCUUCCUCGGAUUCAACCUUUCUACGCCGUGAAAUGCAAUCCGGACGUCCAUCUCCUCCGGUUCUUAGCUGACCUGGGACUCGGAUUCGACUGUGCCUCCCUGUCCGAGAUCCAGCUGGUGCUUGGCCUAGGGGUCGACCCGUCGCGCAUCAUCUUUAGCCAUCCCUGCAAGGCCGUUUCGACACUGCAAAUGGCUUCCAGUCGUGGUGUCACGUUGGCUACAUUUGAUAACUCGGAUGAGCUGGACAAGAUCAAGAACGUCAGCCCUUCUAUGCGCCUGCUGCUCCGAAUCUACGCCCAGGAUGAUACCGCACGGGUCAGCUUGGGCAAGAAGUUUGGAGCUGCGCCGCUCGCCACCCAUUCACUACUGUCGAAAGCUCGUGCCCUUGGCCUGAAGGUGGUGGGCAUUAGCUUUCACAUUGGCUCUGCGGCAUCGGAACCAAACGCUUUUCCGAUAGCAGUCAGAGACGCCCGACGAGCCUUUGAUCAAGGGAGGGAUAUGGGCUUCGAUAUGACUAUCCUAGAUGUCGGAGGCGGCUUCCAAGACUCCAACUUUGACUUGAUGGCGCCCACUCUGCGCGUCGCUGUCGAGGAGGAGUUUCCAAGUAGGCACGUCCGCAUCAUCGCCGAACCUGGCCGGUUCUACGCCCGCAGCUACUACACGCUUGCUUCCAAGGUCAUCUCCCGACGUAACCACAGCAGUGGCGCCGGCUUUUCCCAGGUCGGCAUGUUGUACCAGAACGACGGAAUCUAUGGGUGCUUCAUGAACAAGGUGACGGAAGACGAGGCGUUCGUGCCGACGCUAAUUUCCGUGGACAAAGGUCAUGGUGUCCCGAGGGGCCAAGGGAAGCAUUGUUAUUCUGUCUGGGGCCCGACGUGCGACAGCGUUGACUGUAUUACUGACCGCGCGACGCUGCAUUCCGAGGCCUUGGUCGGAGAUUGGUUGAAGUACGAAAACAUGGGAUCAUACUCUGCGGCGUCGGCGACAUCCUUCAAUGGAUUUCCUAACACGUACGAGAUUUUUUACGUGAACCACAGGAUGCUUUCGAGGAAGGAGACUUAG
Molecule: messenger RNA, 1385 nt
Organism: Chaetomium fimeti
Lineage: Eukaryota; Fungi; Ascomycota; Sordariomycetes; Sordariales; Chaetomiaceae
Product: pyridoxal-dependent decarboxylase
Exons: 4
Coding region: 162-1385 (407 amino acids)
Cellular component (GO): cytoplasm
Molecular function (GO): ornithine decarboxylase activity
Source: RefSeq, a predicted model, not a curated record